Messenger RNA from Phytomonas sp. Hart1, 585 nucleotides. NCBI's taxonomy places the organism in Eukaryota, Euglenozoa, Kinetoplastea, Trypanosomatida, Trypanosomatidae. The record is from the annotation of a GenBank genome assembly.
AUGCUAAACAACACUUGCCAGAUAGACAACCACUUUCCUGGCUCGGACGAGUGUGAUACACGUUCCUACAGUAUCUUCCCCUGUGACAUUGACGAGGACCCCAUGCCCCACCCCACCCUUGACGACCCCCCACUAUCCAAACAAAGCUCCCAGCAAUGUUGCAAACCCGCCAAAAUGCAAACUCACACGUCCAAUGACCCUUUAGAGGACCAUAUGGCCGGAAGCCUCUACCAUCCCACGGACAUCUGCACCGAUUGCGGCUUCCCACGCGCGAGCAGUGUCUGCUGCCAAAUCACCAAACGCCACCACGGCACGAACGAGCCCCCGCCCUCCGCGAGAUGUAACAAGGACAUGAAACGGCACGCGAGCUUCCUUGGUAAGAUCGUUAAGAAGCUCUUUGCAACGCGCAGAAAAGAAAAGGGGAAGGGGGCUGUGGAGCCUGUUGUUACAGCGAAAGACGUAAACUGCCCAUUCACCGACCCCCACACCCCAUUCAAGGCCUGCGGUAGUUCAGUCAACACUAAGGGGGAAGGAGAAAUAAAAGGAGAGAGGGCGGCAGCUGACGAACUGGCGAAAUGCUCCUAA